Monomorium pharaonis (pharaoh ant) is the source of this 7530-nucleotide messenger RNA. It is a transcript of the gene Npc1a, whose product is annotated as NPC intracellular cholesterol transporter 1. Gene Ontology annotation, cellular component: membrane. The transcript is spliced from 19 exons. The coding region runs from base 489 to 4625 and encodes 1378 amino acids. Gene Ontology annotation, molecular function: lipid carrier activity. Lineage: Eukaryota; Metazoa; Arthropoda; Insecta; Hymenoptera; Formicidae. The record is from RefSeq and is a predicted model, not a curated record.
CUAUCGAGGCAACAGGCCUUAUCUGAGCGCAUCACCAAGUAAUAAGAUAUGCGGUUGCACGCUCCGCAUGAUCGGCAUGAUUCAAGUUGCGGCGGGUCGAUAGCCGAACCCGAAUAUCACUAGGUGGCGUUCGCGGCAGCGAGGCGGCGACGGCCGACGACAGCCGAGCAUCGCGCGACGAUGACGGAAGACGGAACGGUAGGGAAGUAGGGAACAGGCGACGACUGCGACGAGGAGGCAUUGACGGCAGUCGAUGGCAACGGUCGGGUGGUGCGGUUGAUUCUGGUUGUGCGCAAGUAAAAGGUCGCGAGUCGAGGAGGAGCCGCGCAACAAACGUCAGAAAAGGAAGAGGAGGAGGAGGAGAAGAGUGCUCCGCGUUCGUGUGCGAUGAACGCGACGUGAUCCGCGAGUAGUAGAGCGAGUUAACAAAAGUGCGACUUUGGCACGAGAAAGCGAAUACGUUGGGCAGUGCGUAAUAACGCCACGCGAUGUACAGGACUAGUACGACGACCGCGGUCCCGGUCGCCCGUCGAACCACGAUAGGCGCAACCGUGACGCGCGACAACGUUUUUCGGCCCCUGUUGCUGCUGCUGCUGACCUUGUCCGGCCUCACGAGUCCGGUUGUCAGUGAAGAAAAUGGCCAUUGUAUAUGGUAUGGACAAUGUUACACGGAUGCAGCUAUGCAUGCAAAGAAUUGUAUUUAUGAUGGGCCAGCGAAACCGUUGAACUCUGAAGGACAAAAAUUGUUGGCUGAGCAUUGUUCACAUUUAUUAGUGGAUGAUGGCAAAGGAAUUAAUACCUGCUGCGAUUCGAACCAGCUCGUCACAUUAAACUCAAACAUCAAACUUGCAUCAAAUUUUCUAAAAAGAUGCCCCAGUUGCUUGGAUAAUUUAGUAAAGCAUUUUUGCGAUUUCACAUGUGCUGUUAAUCAAAGCAACUUUAUAAAUAUUACAAAGAAAGGCGAAGCAGAUAAUGUAGAAUAUAUUGAAGAGAUGGAGGUAUAUAUAACGAACAAAUAUCUUAAUGGAACGUUUAACUCGUGUAAUAAGGUAUCGGUGCCGAGUACGGGGCAGUUAGCAUUGGAUUUAAUGUGUGGAGAAUGGGGAGCUAGUAGAUGUACUCCGGUGAGAUGGUUUCACUUUAUGGGUGAUGCAGAAAAUAAUGUUUACGUACCUUUUCAAAUCACAUAUAUAAAUACUGAUAAACCUGUUGGAUCAUUUGUGCCAUUGGACCCAUCAAUUACACCAUGCAGUAAGCCAUUGAACAAAAACACUCCAGCUUGCAGCUGCGUUGAUUGUGAACAAAGUUGCCCAGAACCACCACCAAUGCCUCCACUACCAAAACCGUUUUCAAUAUUCAGUUACGAUGGAUACGAAGUUAUAAUGACAAUUAUUUUUAUAUGCGGUUCCUGCCUUUUCCUUCUGUUAAUAAUGUGUUUCAGCCAUAGAAAGCGUAUAGUUGCACGAGGAGAGGAGGUAGGAAGACAGGUGGGUAGACGGCUAGCUGCCGGAUUACACCCAGGAGAUGGUGCUCGUAUUGCCCUUGCCGCUGACCAAGAAGACAGUCCACUUCAAUCUAAGCGUUCUAGUGUUAUAUCCUCCGAUGAAUUACCUACUGAAUUUGACCAAGAACAAUCCACCUUUAUUGAGAAACUUGGAGCAGGUACUGACAAAUUUUUGCAAGAAUUUUUCUGCAAGUGGGGAACAUUUUGUGCAUCUCGACCUUGGUUAGUACUUUUCUUUGGCUUCCUAUUGAUUGUUGCCUUGGGACAUGGCAUAAAAUACAUGCAAGUUACUACAGAUCCUGUGCAAUUGUGGGCAUCUCCACAUUCCCGGUCACGUAUUGAAAGGGAAUAUUUCGAUAAACACUUUGAACCUUUUUAUCGAAAUGAACAAAUUAUUAUCACUUCUGUUGGCUUACCGAGUAUUGUACAUAACACCUCCAAUGGACCGAUUAUAUUUGGUCCUGUAUUUAAUGACACUUUUCUAAAAAUAGUUUUUGAAUUGCAAGAAGGCAUUAAAAGUAUAAUUACUCCUAAUAACUACACAUUAGCGGAUGUAUGUUUUGCUCCAUUAACCGGACCAUUUACUGGUCGGACAACUGUUUCGCAAUGCGUUGUUCAAAGUAUUUGGGGUUACUGGCAAGAUGAUGUAAAUAAAUUUGAAGACUCAGAACAAGAUGGGAAUUACACAGUGAAUUAUUUGGACCACUUCAGAGUUUGCUCACAAAAUGCAUAUAAUCCUGAAUGUCUCGCACUUUAUGGUGGGCCUGUAGAGCCAGCAAUUGCAGUAGGUGGAUUUUUAUCUCCGGGACAAGAUCUUCAUAAUCCACCAUAUGAAAAGGCGACUGCUAUAAUCCUUACUUUCCUUGUAAACAAUUAUCACAACAAAGCCAAGUUAUUGCCUGCUAUGGAAUGGGAAGAAAGCUAUAUCAACUUUAUGAAAAAUUGGACCGCGACAAAAAAACCAGCAUUUAUGGACAUAGCAUUUACAUCCGAACGUUCUAUCGAAGAUGAACUGAAUCGUGAAUCUCAGUCGGACAUUGUAACCAUUCUGGUAUCAUAUAUUAUUAUGUUUGGAUACAUCGCAGUAUCUCUUGGCCAGAUUAGAUCAUGCGCUCGUCUUUUGCACGAUUCUAAGAUUACUCUUGGACUUGGAGGUGUACUCAUAGUGUUGGCAUCUGUAAUUUGUUCGGUUGGAUUGUUUGGAUUUAUUGGUGUACCAGCUACGCUGAUUAUCAUCGAGGUUAUUCCAUUCUUGGUACUGGCAGUUGGAGUAGAUAAUAUUUUUAUUCUUGUUCAAACUCAUCAGAGAGAAGCUAGACGUCCGAAUGAAUCAAUCCCGGAACAUAUUGGUCGUACGUUGGGUCAAGUUGGCCCUAGCAUGUUACUCACAAGUGUGUCAGAAAGCUGUUGCUUCUUCCUUGGUGGUCUCUCCGAUAUGCCUGCCGUGAAAGCAUUUGCUCUCUAUGCUGGAAUGGCAUUAUUAGUAGACUUUAUAUUACAAAUUACAUGUUUUGUCAGUCUUUUAGCACUUGACACGAUUCGACACGCGAAUAACAGGCUAGAUGUAUGUUGCUUUAUUCGCUCCAAGCGUGAUGAUGGAGAAGAAGUGGUAGACGGAAUAUUGUAUAAAAUUUUCAAAGUUGUAUACGUUCCAUUAUUGUUACAAAAAUGGGUUCGCACAAUUGUGAUGAUUGUCUUUUUCGGCUGGCUCUGCAGCAGUAUUGCUGUAAUACCACACAUCGAGAUUGGCCUAGAUCAAGAACUUUCUAUGCCCGAAGAUAGUUUUGUGCUUAAAUAUUUUAAAUUUUUAAAUAAUUACUUAUCUAUCGGACCGCCAAUGUAUUUUGUUGUUAAAGGUGGCCUAAAUUAUUCAAAUACAAAAACGCAAAACUUAGUAUGCGGCGGACAAUAUUGUAAUAGUGAUUCAGUGUCGACGCAAAUAUUUACAGCAUCUAAACAACCAAACAGAACUUACAUAGCUAAGCCUGCUUCGUCUUGGUUAGACGAUUAUAUCGAUUGGUCGGGAUUAGCCGGUUGUUGCAAAUAUUUUCCCACAAACAGUUCGUUCUGUCCACAUACCCAUCGGCAGUGUACAAAAUGCAAUAUCACUUUGAAUGAUUACAACAGACCAAUACCUGCUGACUUCGAUAAAUAUGUAUCGUUCUUCCUACAAGAUAAUCCCGAUGAAACAUGUGCUAAAGGAGGCCACGCAGCUUAUGGGCGCGGUGUGAAUUAUAUUACCGAUUCUAAUACAAAAAUGUCAACAGUUGGUGCUUCGUAUUUUAUGGCUUAUCACACUAUUCUCAAGACUUCGGCCGAUUAUUAUGAAUCAAUGAGAGCAGCCAGAGUAGUGGCAGCGAAUAUUACGGACAUGCUUAACUGUAAUUUGAAAAGACUCAAUGAAAACACUUCUGCAGAAGUUUUUCCCUACAGUGUUUUCUAUGUAUUUUACGAGCAGUAUCUUACUAUGUGGCCCGACACAUUGCAGAGUAUAGGAAUCUCAUUACUCGCUAUAUUUGUUGUUACAUUCUUAUUAAUGGGUUUGGAUAUCUUCUCAUCACUCGUGGUUUUGAUUACAAUCACGAUGAUUGUCGUUAAUAUUGGUGGUUUAAUGUAUUGGUGGCAUAUAACUUUGAAUGCUGUGUCUCUAGUAAAUCUUGUUAUGGCGGUUGGUAUAGCUGUCGAGUUUUGCAGCCAUAUAGUACAUUCCUUCUCUGUGUCGGUUCAAGCAACUAGAGUUGAAAGAGUUGCAGAUGCAUUAACAAAUAUGGGGAGCUCAGUGUUUAGUGGUAUUACGCUAACAAAGUUUGGCGGCAUUAUAGUACUCGGCUUUGCAAAGAGUCAAAUUUUCCAGGUAUUUUACUUUAGAAUGUACUUGGGUAUCGUACUAUUUGGAGCAGCGCAUGGUCUCAUCUUUUUACCAGUACUGCUAAGUUAUAUAGGCGUGAUGUCGCGCCGAGGGCGUAGAAGGGCCGGCGACCUCACUAGCGGAAGUGAAGUUAGGCGUCACGAACGCGACAAGCCGGAUUCUCCUCUACUCCAAAACGACAACCACCAACGCACGUCCACUUCCUACGCCAGUGUGAACUCCAUCGAUGUGACUGAUCACCAUAUAUUUUAACGAAGAAUUAAAUAUUGCCGAUUUAAUCGGAUGCAGUUUUGUACUUAGAAGGACUGAAAUGAAUCUAGGGAGGGACUAAGUUUCAAUAGAGUCUUUUAACUUGAGCCAUUAUGAGUCAGGAAAGCUUCAUUCUUUCACGAGUUCUUUUCACCUACGAAGUAGAAAAUUUAAUGCAAAUUAUUUCUAUCAAAUUCUUCGAGGCUGGUGAAUAUGUCCAUCUACGUUCAUAUCUGGCAUUUAUAAUUUUAGCGAUAAAUAAAUUGUAUAGAGUUCUAGGUCUUCGUAAUUUUUAGCAUAUUUAUUUCGGGCAAGGCUUUUUUAAUUCAGAUUUUCACAGACUGUAUGUAUUCGAAAUUGAAAUGUUUCGCAAUCGCGAACGCUUAAAUGUAUGCGCGAAUGAUUUUUUUAGGUAGAAUAAUUUAUCUAGAACAAAAAAUUUUUGUUUUCUUAUUACUUAUUAAGCAAAUUUAUCUUGAGAAUGGUGUAAUAGACAUGACGGGAUAUAAAAUGCAUUUUUUUGUUAUUAUAAUGCAUUUUUUAAUUGACACGAAUCCUUUUUUCUGAUAUUGAUAUCCAAUUAUUGAUUGUGACAUCAAAAUAUUGACUGUUGAAAAAUUAAUAUCAAAAUGAUAUUAAAUUCUUUAAUGUAUAAAUCCUCAAAGAAGUUAAUAUCAUUAUAUAAAGUAAUACAAUGGUUUAUUUUAGCAGUAAUAUAUAAAACAAACAUUUCAAGAUUUCAUUUGGAACUAAUAUCAGUCGUUAAUUAAAUAUUUAUGAUAAUUAUAAAUAAAUUGUUAUUCCGUCCAUAACCGAAAUAAAAUAUUAAAUAAAAAUUAAAAUAUAUAAAAUAAAGAUGUAAAAAAUAAGUUGAAAUUAAUAUUCUGAAAUAAGCAUGAUAUCUAUAUCAGGAUUUAAGUUUUCAAGUCUCGAAACAAUCCAUAAAUUUCAUGGUGAAAUUAUAUUCAUUCAAGUCAUUUAUUUUGAAUCUUAUCAAAUCAUUUGAUUAUCUUGUUACAAAAUUCUGAACUUGUUUCGGAUUUUUUUAUAGGUUUAUCUUUAACUUCAGAAUGUAAACAUUUUAAUCCUGAAUAUUUGAUAAUAAGAAAUUAUAACAGAAUUUAUCACAUAAUCAUUAGUAUGUUUAUGUGUAUGAUAGUAUAUGUUUUCAAUAUGAAUAAUAUGAGUGUUAUAGUUUUCACCAUGUCAGUUAAGGAUUAAAUUUCCGUCGUGAAACAUAUAAUUAUCAGUAUUGUUCAUUAGAUUUGAAUAUGUUUUGUCUACUUCUUAAGUAAAUAUCGUCUGGCUUUGCCAAGUUCCGAAUUUAUGAUGACAUGUUAAGAUAUUAAGUUAAGGCCACAGUUAAAGUAAUAGCUUGUUCCCUUGUUGCUAGCUUGCUAUGGAUCAAUGGGAAACAUUACGUUUAAGGAUUUUCAAAUAUUUUUCAUAUUUUUAUUAUAGUUUUUGAGACUAUUCUUUGAGAACAAUCCUUAUUCAAAUAUUCGACUUCUUUAUUCCAGAUAAUUAAAUUGAUCCUCAAACAAUAUGAAUAUCUGAAAAACGCGUAACGUUUUUAAAGAUAUAUUUUUAAAUAUAAUAUUGUUUUACGUGUUUUGUUUUGGUUAGCUAAAAUUUUGUAUUUAUAUAUAAUUACUCAGGAAAUGAUUACUUCUCUGUUGUUUUUUAAAGCACUCGUUCUAAGACUACUUCUAAGGAUGCAAAAAAAAACUAAAUAAGCUUGUUUAGAAUAAACAGAUUUGAGAAAACAGGUUAAAAAUUUAUACACAUGAAAAUUGUAUCAUAUUUUGGUAUAAUAAAAAAUGUAGUUUUCUUUUUCACGAAAAAAGAAAAAGAAAAUUUUUAAGAGAAGUAAGAAGCUAUAAAUGUAUGGGUACAUCUGUUUGUGGAUGACUGGAAAUAAAAUCAAGUUUGUUGUAGAAAUUACAAAGUGGUAAAUUACUUUGAUACAAGUAUCAUUGCCUUUCUAAUCAAACACAUAAAUAAUCACCUGGUAUUACAAAGAUUACUAAAAUGCGUGAACUAUCUCCUACACGAACAAAUUAGAUAAAUUACAUGGGACAUGUUAAUACAAAUGUGGCUUAGAAUCUCGCAUAACAUGUGGUUCAUAUAUUACUUUUAAAAUAUCUAAGUUUAUUAUUGCUAUUUGUAAUAAGAGAUAAAGCAUUGUGGGCAAAAGGCUAUCACUAUUUUUCAAUCACUAUUUUUAACAAUUUGAUUAUUUAUAUAUACUAUAGUUAUACAUUUAUAUAGAUAUUGAUUUUAUGAUCCUUAGUAAGCAAAAACGUCAAAGGGACGAAAUGCGAAUCUGUUUAUGAAUUCUAGCAAUCGACCAAUUCAAACUGUGCUUCUAUUAUACUUGAACAAUUAUAACUAAUUAAGAGGAUCAUAAAAUAUGUAUUUAAGUACUUUUUUUUCAUAAUAAGUCUUGCAAUCACACAUUAAACAAAUACAUUCUAUUGUUUCAACAAAAAAUUGAUUACUGAUUGAUUACAUGCAUAAAUUUAAUAUAAUUUAGCCAAAUGCUUAGGAAUAUGUAAGAUUUUUGUUGAAUGAAAGAGAAUGGGAUAGUUUACAUACAAUUGCUAGAUGUUUCCAAUGCGCGGGGUAGAUUUGUCAAUUUUAUUUUUUAGUACGCUUUAUCGGUGUAAGUUCUCCAUAAAGUGCUUUCGUUCAAUAUAUACAAUAAAUUUUGCAAAUAUCUUUUGUUUAUAUACAAUAAAUAUGAUAAAAACUAACAAAUAAAUUAUUAACAUCGAUGUGUUUUUCAACAUGCUUGAUGCUUUUUUUGAAAGAACUUCUCGUCACGGGUUUGAACGUUUUAUAGGGUUUUAUAGAGUGAAACUUUUAUACUACUCUCGUCAGGCAGUGUAUACAAUUAUGAAAGAAA